Messenger RNA from Siniperca chuatsi (mandarin fish), 5906 nucleotides. RefSeq names its product dolichyl-diphosphooligosaccharide--protein glycosyltransferase subunit STT3B-like. Gene Ontology annotation, molecular function: dolichyl-diphosphooligosaccharide-protein glycotransferase activity. Lineage: Eukaryota; Metazoa; Chordata; Actinopteri; Centrarchiformes; Sinipercidae. Gene Ontology annotation, cellular component: membrane. The coding region runs from base 363 to 2804 and encodes 813 amino acids. The transcript has 16 exons. Gene Ontology annotation, biological process: post-translational protein modification. The record is from RefSeq and is a predicted model, not a curated record.
GCUGUGAGAGGCUCACAGCUCUUCCUGCUCCACGAGCAGCUCCCGCCCCUUCAUCCAGCUCCAAGGAAGGAAGGAGGAACUGCUCGAGCCGCAUGUGUUACUUCCAGUAUGCUGCUAAACCGUGCUGCUAUGUGACUCCCUGGGAUUAUUUAGCUAGUUUUGCGGUUGGUGGGAAGUGAGGUUAGAAAGUUUGGAAUUACAGUCGGUGUUCUGGGGGGUGAGGGGCGCGUAGGGAAGGUGGUGCAAGUGGUUUCGGAAGUGGAGCGUGGCAGCGAAAAGGAAGGGGUGGGGGGGCUUUUCUUUCCUGUGUGAUAAAAGAUAGCUCGCUUCGCUUGCUUGCCACGACGGGACUGACGUAAAAUAUGGCGGAGCAUCACCCGGUUUCCGACAACAAACACAAAUCCUCACUGAACUCCGGAGCGUCGUAUUCGGGGAACGGGCGCAGCAGCACGGCGGUCGCGGAGAGUGGCAGCAACGCCGGGGCAGGAGGAGGAGGUCUGUCCGGCGGCCUGUCGCAGCCAGCCGGUUGGCAGUCCUUGCUGUCUUUUACCAUCCUGUUCCUGGCCUGGCUGGCCGGUUUCAGCUCCAGGCUCUUCGCUGUCAUUCGCUUCGAGAGCAUCAUUCACGAGUUUGACCCCUGGUUCAACUACAGGUCGACUCACCAUCUCACCACCAAUGGCUUCUAUGAGUUCCUCAACUGGUUUGAUGAAAGAGCCUGGUACCCUCUGGGUAGGAUAGUAGGGGGCACGGUGUACCCAGGCUUGAUGGUCACAGCGGGCCUCAUCCACUAUGUGCUCAACCUGCUGCACAUCACCGUUCACAUCCGGGACGUGUGUGUGUUCCUGGCUCCGGUGUUCAGCGGCCUGACCUCCAUCUCCACCUUUCUGCUGACGAGGGAGCUGUGGAACCAGGGAGCGGGGCUGCUCGCAGCCUGCUUCAUCGCCAUCGUCCCCGGCUACAUCUCCCGCUCCGUGGCUGGCUCUUUCGACAAUGAAGGCAUCGCCAUCUUUGCCCUGCAGUUCACCUACUACCUCUGGGUGAAGUCUGUGAAGACGGGAUCGGUCUUCUGGACCAUUGGAUGCUGCCUCUCCUAUUUCUACAUGGUUUCAGCUUGGGGCGGUUACGUGUUCAUCAUCAACCUUAUUCCUCUUCAUGUAUUUGUCCUGCUUCUCAUGCAGCGCUUCAGUAGGAGAGUCUACAUAGCCUACAGCACCUUCUACAUCAUCGGCCUGGUCUUGUCCAUGCAGAUCCCCUUUGUGGGCUUUCAGCCAAUCAGGACCAGUGAACACAUGGCCGCAGCAGGUGUGUUUGUGCUGCUUCAGGUCUAUGCCUUCCUGCAGUACCUGAAGGACAGACUGACCAGGCAGGAGUUCCAGACUCUGUUCUUCCUGGGAGUCUCUCUGGCUGCUGGAGUGGUUUUUCUCUCUGUCAUCUAUCUGACAUACACAGGGUACAUUGCUCCAUGGAGUGGGCGCUUCUACUCCCUCUGGGAUACUGGCUAUGCUAAGAUCCAUAUUCCCAUUAUAGCAUCAGUAUCUGAGCACCAGCCCACCACCUGGGUGUCCUUCUUCUUUGACCUUCACAUCCUCGUCUGCACCUUCCCAGCAGGCCUCUGGUUCUGCAUUAAGAACAUCAACGAUGAACGUGUCUUUGUGGCCUUGUAUGCCAUCAGUGCUGUAUAUUUUGCCGGCGUAAUGGUGCGUUUGAUGCUGACCCUGACUCCGGUGGUGUGCAUGCUAUCGGCGGUGGCCUUCUCCAGCGUCUUUGAACACUACCUGGGAGACGACAUGAAGAGACAAAGCCCGCCUGCAGAGGACAGCAGCGACGAGGACGACAGGAAGAACGCUGGAAACCUCUAUGACAAGGCUGGUAAGGUGCGUAAACACGUAUCAGAGCAGGAGAAGACCGAGGAGGGCCUCGGCCCCAACAUCAAGUCCAUAGUCACCAUGCUGAUGUUGAUGCUGCUCAUGAUGUUCGCCGUCCACUGCACCUGGGUCACCAGCAACGCCUAUUCCAGCCCCAGUGUAGUACUGGCGUCAUACAACCAUGAUGGCUCCCGUAACAUCCUGGAUGACUUCAGGGAGGCCUACUAUUGGCUGAGGCAGAACACGGACGAGCAUGCCAGAGUGAUGUCCUGGUGGGACUACGGCUACCAGAUAGCAGGCAUGGCAAACAGAACCACGCUGGUCGACAACAACACAUGGAACAACAGUCACAUAGCACUGGUGGGCAAAGCCAUGUCAUCCAAUGAGACUGCAGCCUAUGAAAUCAUGAGGUCACUGGAUGUUGACUAUGUCCUGAUCAUCUUUGGAGGGGUGAUUGGCUACUCGGGUGAUGACAUCAACAAGUUCCUGUGGAUGGUGCGCAUCGCAGAGGGGGAACACCCCAGGGACAUCAGGGAAAGUGACUACUUUACCCCGCAGGGAGAGUUCAGAGUGGACAAAGCUGGUUCCCCCACCCUACUCAACUGCCUUAUGUACAAAAUGUCUUACUACCGCUUUGGAGAAAUGCAGUUGGACUUCCGGACGCCACCAGGCUUUGACCGAACACGCAAUGCUGAGAUCGGCAACAAGGACAUAAAGCUGAAGCACCUGGAGGAAGCCUUCACUUCCGAGCACUGGUUGGUCAGGAUUUAUAAGGUCAAAAAGCUGGAGAACAGAGACCGCGUAGAGCACAAGCUGCGAAGCACUGACACCACUAAGCAGAAGUACACCACCAAAAAGACAGCCAAGAGGAAGCGGGGCUACAUCAAGAACAAGCUUUCCCUCAAGAAGGGCAAGAAACUGACCAAGAAAUCUUUAUAGAAAGUCCACCACAGAGGCGCAUUGUGGAUGGGAGAGAGGAAAAAUCUUAAACACAAAACUUUCAACAAAAACAAGCAGCAACAAUAAAUCCACCAAUCAAGAUGAAUAAGGAACACCAGAGGUUCUCCAGACCCCUGUCACACCGAGCGUCCUCACCUGGAGGUCCGGGCUGAAAAUGUUACCAUCACCUAGGAGACUGCGUUGAACCCGGCUGACCUUUAACCUGAUAAGCGGGGUCAAGGAGGCGGAGAACGGGAGAUGUUGGCUAGUCUGAGAUCUUCCCCACACUGGUUUUAACCUGAGGAACUGUGACCUUUGACCUGCUUUUUUUUUCUUUUCUUUCUUUCUUUUUUGUACUUGAACGUGAUAGGAGACAGAGAGAGCAAGAGAGAUUAGCUGUCCUGAACCCAGGGAAUCAGUCUGGGACUGCUCUAUGCGUUGCAUCAUUCGGAUAGAAAUCACACCCUGUAGACGAGCCUAUAGAAAACACCAUACAGCAAUUUUAGGAUGACAGAAAUGGUCAAAAUCAGUUCUGUUCAGUUUAAUGGAAAAGGAACGAAACAGAAAUUGACCUUCCCACCAGCCUGCUUCUUUAGUUUUAACCAGCCGUCAGUUACAGCUCCUUUCAGAGCUAUGAGUUUGUGCUCAGAUGCUUUUGGAAAGUCCAGGUGUUGGAACAUACUCGGUAGUCUGUUUUAUGUGUUUCAUUUCCUUUACAUUCUCCUUAGAAUCCAUUAACAGGAGUAUGCAUGUACACAUAUGUGCCAACAAGGAGAAGCCAUCACUCUUCGUACAGCCUCAUCCCGCUGCGCUGACAUAUCAUUUUAGAACCAGACUGCACAGGCUACUUAAAGGAUAAAUCCCAUUUAUUACAACUUGGUCUUAUUUUUCAUAUUUUCUAUCAGUAAAAAUCACAUUUUACUCACCAAAUUAAUUAUUGAGACCACAGAACACAGCGACAUCAGUAAAAAGAAGUCAGACUGGCCAAGGAACGCGAGCAUUCAGGUGAUCGGUCCAGUUUUAAACAAACCUCCAGGUUAGUCGACCAUUAUUGGAAGAGAAAACCAGGCAAACAGUACAAUUAUCACCCAAACUGUCCAUUUUCAAACAUCAAUCACAGUUUAACGACUUACCUCCUGGUUCAACUUUGAUCUACUGUACUUGCCGUAGUUGUGCGCACAGUUUCCCUCUACAAUAAGGGAAUGUCACCAUUUCAGUUUUACCUCCAAUUAAAGCGGUAUCCAGCAAUUUCAUGCUGCACUUCCAUAAAGUUCGGGGACUCACAGGAGACAGAUCAGAAAAGGAACGGUCCAAAUUUGAGCAGCAGAGGGCGAGAUAUCUUGCCUUUUAGUCUCUAGUAUGAGUCAAGCUCCAGAAAGGCUGAUGACAUCAUCAGGGUUAUGUUUUCACACUUUGGAAAGCUCCUCCAGAGCAACAGAAGACGUUACACAGCUCUUCAAAGGCAGAGUUCCUUGUGAUGAGUAAACUGAACUUCACGUGUAAAAUCCCCUUUAGUGUGUUAAAGUGCCGCUUUAAAGUGGUCUCGUCUUUCCUGCCCUUUCAGACUUUGUUGUAGUGAUGUCACUGUGUUCCUAGAUCUCAGCAAUGACUUAAAUGAGUACAAUAUUAUCUCACCUGAUAGAAAUGUUGGACAAAACUAUGAAAUUAAGACCCAAGCUGUAAUAAACCAGAAUUAUCUUUUAAGCUGUGUGUGUUAUUCUUAUCUGUAACAUUCAUACUAUCAGUGUUCAGUUGCAACUCAGUGGGUAUAACGUAUUAAUAUCUUUGUUUAAGAUGCUUUAGGGAAGCCAGGUCUACAUUUGAUCAGUUAAUGAUGAUUAAUGAAUAAAUAUGCUGCUCACACAGCAGAAUCCAUCUCAGUCUGUAAGCAGCAUGAGAGUCCCAUCAGUACAACCGUAGGGAAUAGGACGUGUCCCCGAGAGAGGGCGAGCACGUGUUUCUGAGCUCCAGGCUGAGAAACGAGUAGCAGUCUGUUUGGAACUCCAGCUUUAAUGAGCAUUCUGGCUGCAGGUUUACGAAACAGCCUGGCUCGCCUGAAGGUAAAUUGGACUAAGUCAGAUCGAGUGCCACUGGAUGCGAGUUCACCUGCAAAUCAUUUGGGAAUCACUUCCUCUUGAAAGUAAUAGGGCCCUUAUACUUGCUUUGCUUUUUGUUGCUAGUAGCAUAUGCUAACAGGGGAUGUCUGCCAGUGUGAUCAUUAAAAAGCCAUUUGAAGCGUGGCACUCAUUUGCUCCAACUUUAAACCCUUUCAGCUGUCGAUGCCCAGGAGUAUUAACAAACACACUCUUCACCGUGUGAAUGGAAAGCAGCACCGCGGCAGGAGCACGCAGCCGUCACUGUGUGUCCACCUGAUUCCCUUUGAUCUCCCGUCAAAUGUUCCACCGCGCUCUGUAGAUAGUGCUUCUCCCUUCACAGGUACAGUAACAGCAUCAAACUCUGCUCCCACUGCUUCUUCCCUCAUGAAUUUCUAAAAAAAAAUGUUCUGAAGUCCUCUGAGCUGUCAGCAGGAGGAGGCUUUGUGUUUCCACACAAGGGAAGGGAACGUUCAAAAGGUUAGAACAGCAUCACACUCUAGGGCUUCUUUCUAAUUGGCUGAAUUUCCACUUCUUCUUUUUUUAAUCUAUAGCUCUGUCAUGCAGCCAGUGGCAUAAAAGUGGCUAUUGCUUAUAACAUAUGUGAUGUAUUAUGAUUUGAGAGUGGUUCACACAGGAAACAAAUGACACACUUUUCCUAUAAAUUGAGGCCACCUGAUUCUUGUUUCUUGAAGAUAUUCCAAGAAACACAUCCAUCCUGCGUGAGCCGACUUGGAUUCUGUUGUGAGGUUUUGUCAGAAGAACACCAAGUCAAGCGAAUCCAGGCGGAGAGGAUAGCAUUGGCCUUAACAGAAAAAAUAUCAUUUCCAGAGCUCAGCAGAGUCGACGAGUGUAUUUAUUACAUGGACGAUGGAGGCUGCGUAGCGUCCUAUCACGAAAUGCAAGGAUUUUAUUUAGUUUUGUCAAGGUUUCUUCCAUCAAUUGUAAUGAUCUGGAUGCAGGUGUGAGAAUGAAACAUGCCUUUUUGAAUAAAGAGGUUGGAAUAACA